Messenger RNA from Salmo salar (Atlantic salmon), 4715 nucleotides. Lineage: Eukaryota; Metazoa; Chordata; Actinopteri; Salmoniformes; Salmonidae. The record is from RefSeq and is a predicted model, not a curated record.
CUGGGUUUAGAAACUCUGUGAUUUGGUCUAUAAAACAGGGUGUCACUCCCGGUCUACAUCUUGGUAGAGAUACAUCCCGACCUAUGGGCUCUACUUGGCUUCUAUUUUGUACAUCUACUUGUGAUUUCUGUCUGGUUGACAUCCAUCGGAAAGCUUCGUUGAUUUAAGAAAUAAGAGCACCAAUCGUUAGGGCUCCAGAGUCCUCUUCCUGUUCAGAAAGAACAACAAGACUGGAGAACAAAGAUAACACUGAGUCAUGUCUGACUCGGAGACCAUCGAGCUAGCCGCUCUGGGCCGACCCUUCCAGCUGGGGAUGCUGUAUGACUGUCGUAGAGAUGUCCUCAUUCCAGGUAUCACUCUCUGGGAUUCUGAGAUGCUGCAGAAACGCAUCAAUGUCCGUCCACAACCGAACACUGACUUCAAAAUCAUUGCUUCAGACUCAAGUGAAGCCAAGUCAGAAGCUUUGAAUGUGUCUGCAUCUCUUGAGGCCAGUUUCCUUGGUGGCUUAGUCAGUGUGAAGGGUUCUGCUGAAUUCCUACAUGACAAAAAGACCUCAAAGCAUCAGUCUAGGGUUUCUCUGCAGUACCGUACCACCACAUGCUUCGAGCAGUUGACCAUGGACCACCUGGGGGCAGGAAAUUUGAAAUACUCUAAUGUCUUACAAGAGGGCUCUGCAACCCAUGUGGUGACUGCCCUGCUGUUUGGAGCGCAGGCCUUUUUCGUUUUUGACCAAGAGGUUUCCUCAGGAGAGAACCACCAGGACAUCCAGGGAAACCUGCAGGCAACAAUAAAAAAGAUCCCUCAAAUGUCAAUAGAAGGGCAGGCAAAUUUGAAGAUGAGUGAGGAAGAGCAGAGAGAGACCAAUAAAUUCAACUGCACUUUCCAUGGUGAUUUGGCACUAGAAAACAACCCUGUCACAUUUGAAGAUGCCAUCAAGGUGUAUGUUGGCCUGCCAUGUCUGCUAGGGGAGAACGGAGAACAUGCUGUGCCCAUGACUGCCUGGCUCUAUCCUCUCAAGAAGCUGGACUCUGCAGCUACCCAGCUAGUCAGGCAGAUCAGUGUUAGCCUGGUGCGUCGCGCACAGCGAAUCAUGGACGGACUGGACAAUACUGAUAUACAAUGCCAGGACAUGAUGAAGGAUGACAUGGCUAUCAAGUUCCCUGAACUCAAAGCCAAGCUCAACAAGUUCAGGGACUUGUGCUCAGAGUACAAGCUGGUGUUCCAGAAAGGUCUCUGUAAGGUUCUUCCCAACAUAAGAGGAGGAGGAAUGGAGGAGGAAGAGCUGAUAAAAAUGCUCAACAGCAAAGAACGUUCUCCAUUCCAGAAUGACCUCAUGAUCACGUACCUGGACGACAAAGAGAGAGAGAUGAAUGUUGUCCGCUCUUACCUUGACAUAAUGAAAGAGGUACAAGUUGUGUAUUCCAGCAGUGAAUUGGAUGGAAUAGUGCUUGAUAAAGCUAAUGAUUAUGUAGUGUGUUUUGCAUUUUCCUAUUUGAAGGAGAAAGAAGAGUAUGUGGUAGACUUGGAGAACUACUUGCUGGAAGAAUCAAAAAGUGAUUUUUCACUGAUACCUUACAACCCCAACGCAGCUGGGAAGACUACAGCAGAAAAGUGGUUUCGCUCGGGGGAGGUAACGACCCUAACUAGGCAAACCAUAAAUAUGUUCCUAGACUUCAAAGAUUCAAACAAAGGCAGAGAAUAUCUUGCAUUCUGCAUUGCAUCAAUUCCAAACAAACACCUCACUGCUUCCUCCAUCCAUGUCUAUGAAAGAGGUACACUUUUGAGUCCACAGUUUGAGCUGCCAUCAAAGCCAGGUGUUCCCACCAUCAAGAGUCUGGAGCAUGACUGUGUCCACUUGCAAGUCAACCCUCCCAACCUUGGUGUUACCUCUGUGGAGUCGUACCAGGUUUUGUACCAGGCUGAGCAGGCUGACUCUGAGUGGACUGAGGUGAAAUCGGAUGCUACAACUAACCAGGUCACCAUCAGUCAUUUGGACCCUUACAAAAAGUAUCGCUUUAGCUGCAAGGCAGUGUGCAGACCUGGUGUGAGCCUCUCCAGUGACUGGACAGAAUAUUUCAGAACCCGCCCAUGUAGCCCUCCUGUACCACCCACAGAGAAGAGGAUAGAAUCGGGAAGUAUCAGAAUGAACUGGGACAUUCCUACCAUAGCGGGAGAUGAUGUUGAAGUCAUUGGUUAUGUGGUUGAAUACAGAAAGAAUGUAAAGGGUAUAGACAAUCAGAUGUGGCACACCAUCGAAACCACCACUAGAGAGAGUACACUGGAAGGACUUGAGGCUGACACUGCAUACAGCAUCAGAGUCUUUGCUAACUGUGGCGAAGCAGGGAAUAGUCUACCCAGUUCUGAGACUGUGCUGACUACCCUUAGGGUCUCUGAUCCCCAACCGAAGACAAGCAAAUCAACCAGAGCAAAAAGUGAGGAGUUCCUCACAAAAUCCCAGAAGGUGGAAAAGGGCAACCCCUCAAUCCACUGGCUGAAUCUGGAACCGGAGUUGUGUGUAAGUGACAGUUUUGACCAGUACAGAUUUGGGAAGAAAGUUGAGCAUGGUAAUAACAAGGUGAUAUUGCUUCUGGGGGCCACAGGUGCAGGAAAAACAACUCUGGUCAAUGUCAUGAUAAACUACAUUCUCGGGGUAAAGUGGGAAGAACGUUACCGCUUUAAGCUCAUCCAUGAGGUGACCAACAGGUCACAGGCUGAGAGCCAGACUGUGGUUGUGACAUCAUACGAGCUCUACAACCAGCCAGGCUUUCAGAUUCCUUAUUCUCUGACUAUCAUUGACACACCAGGGUUCGGAGACACCAGAGGAAUGGCUCAAGAUAAAUUGCUCACCCAGAUGUUGAAGGAUUUCUUGUGUCAUCCUUUAGGGAUUGAUCACAUUGAUGCAGUCUGCUUUGUAGUGCAGGCAUCACUUGUUCGUCUCAGUCCUCCCCAGAGAUACAUCUUUGAUUCCAUUCUGUCCAUCUUUGGAAAGGAUGUUGCUGAAAACAUCCUGAUGCUUGUGACAUUUGUUGAUGGGAAGCAAAUACCGGUGCUAGAAGCCAUAAAAGCUGCAAAUCUGCCCUGUAAGAAAGACAAGAAGGGGCUACCAACCCAUUUCAAAUUCAACAGUUCAUUUCUGUUCUCAAAAGAGACGGAGAGCAGCUCUGAAGAUGAUGAUACUGAUGAUGAUCAUAAGGCCCAGUGUCCAGAGCAAUGGAGGUCAACUUUCAAGGAGAUGAAGAAAUUUUUCCAAGCACUGGAAAGCAUUGAGAGUAAAGAUCUGACCCUGACAAAGAAAGUUCUGGAAGAACGUGAGCUUCUGGAGAAGACCAUGACACGCCUGACCCCUCAGAUCACAGCAGGUCUGUCAAAGCUAAGUGAGAUCAAACACUUCAAACAGUGUCUGGAGAACGAGGAAGAGAACAUGAUACAGAACCAAGAUUUUGAGACUGAGAUAAAUGUGCUGCAGGUGAAGAGAAGCAAAUUAUCCCAAGACUUUGCGACAAACUGCAAGAUAUGCAAUUUCACAUGUCACACCUGCUGCUUCCUCCCAAACGAGGAUGAAAUCAAAAGUUGUGCCGUGAUGGAUGAUGAUGGCAACUGUACCAUAUGUCCAGGAAAAUGCUCUUCCACUGACCACGACAGGGAAAAAGUCUUGUUGACAUAUGAAACAAAGACUGAGAAAAAGACUAUUCAAGGAAUGAAGGACAACUUCAUGAAGGCGUGGGGCAAGUCUAUGGAAACCAAGGAGAUGCUGGAUAAGCUUGAGGAUGAGUUUCAUAUGAUCAAGGAUGCGCUGAUGAAUUUGAUCAAGAAGUCUUCUGACUGUCUCAAGAGACUUAAUGAUGAUGCACUGAAGCCAAGCUCUCUCUCCACUAUGGAGUACACUGACAUACUCAUUCGCACAGAGGAGGACGAACGGAAGCCAGGCUUCGAGGAUCGGAUCGUAGAGUUGAAGAAAAUGAAGAAAGAGUCUUUGAUUCUGGAUAAGAUUGCAAAAGGAGAAGAUGUACUCCCAAAUGAGCGAGAAUUCCUUAAGGAAAAUAGCAUAGACGGCAGGGCGUUCCAACAAAUCAGUCAUGGAAUGUUGUCCUGCUAACAUUAUCUGGAAACCAAAAUUGGGUCUCUGUCACAUCCUGACCAGUAAAGGGGUUAUUUGUGAUUGUAGUUUGGUGUGGGUGUGGCAGGGUGUGUUUGUUUUGUGUAUGUUGCGAUUUUGGGUACAGUUUUAUGUCAUGUAUUUCUAUGUUUGUAUUUCUAGAAUUUCAAUUUCUAUGUUCGGGUUUUUGGUUUUUGCCUUCAGUUGGAGGCAGAUGUUCUUCGUUGCCUCUAAUUGGAGGCCAUAUUUAAGUAGGGGUUUUCAGCCUUGUGAUUUGUGGGUGGUUGUUUCCAUGUAUAGUCAGAGUACCUUACAGGACUGUUUUUCGUCGUUCUUUUGUUCAGUGUUAAUUUUUCUUCAAAUCUACAAGAAGAUGAUUCAUAUACCCGCUGCAUAUUGGUCCGAUUUCUCCUCUUCAGACGACGAAGUUUAUGACAGUCUCCAUUAGAACAUUAAGCUUCCCAAUGUUGUAGGAGCGUUUGCUGGGUAGAUCCAACUGAGAUGUGGGGCUGAUUUGGAUUUGUAUUAAAACUCUUAGCCUCGUGUAAAGCCUUAUGUUAAUUUGUCCACCCCAAGGUAACUUAACAAAAAUUAGGGCUUAGAUUAAAUCAGAACUGCA